Bradysia coprophila is the source of this 4683-nucleotide messenger RNA. RefSeq lists its product as uncharacterized. NCBI's taxonomy places the organism in Eukaryota, Metazoa, Arthropoda, Insecta, Diptera, Sciaridae. The record is from RefSeq and is a predicted model, not a curated record.
UUAAUUCGCAAAGAUAAUUCAAUUUUACCACGCAAAAAUAAUUUCGAUUCUGUGACGCAACAAUAACAUCGAAUAAAUUGAGCUAAAAGUUUUAUGCGUCGAAUACGUCGAAUAUAUCGACUCACAGUCUUAGCGAGCCACAUCAUCGGCACGCCAUUUCACUAGCAGCACUCGCACACCGAACAAAUGUUAAACUCGUUUUCACUUUUAUUCAAUUUUUUCUGCGGGACAGAAAUUAUAUGGUGAUAUCUGUGUAAUUUGUUCAUGAUGGACAAUGCAGCUCCAAUUUUGGUCAAAGAAGAGCGUUGUAACAACCAAAUUAUAUGUUUAGACGAUUCUGAUGAUGAUUCAUCGACCACUAACUCAAAUUCUCUCGCUGAAGUGAAACAUGAAAUUGCUGUACAGACAGCCCCUGCGAAGUUGACCGAAAUUGUGGCGAUUUCGAAUGCCUGUAUCAAACAAGUCAAAGAAGAGCGUUGUAACAACCAAAUUAUAUGUUUAGACGAUUCUGAUGAUGAUUCAUCGACCACUAACUCAAAUUCUCUCGCUGAAGUGAAACAUGAAAUUGCUGUACAGACAGCCCCUGCGAAGUUGACCGAAAUUGUGGCGAUUUCGAAUGCCUGUAUCAAACAAGUCAAAGAAGAGCGUUGUAACAACCAAAUUAUAUGUUUAGACGAUUCUGAUGAAGCUUCAUCGUCCACUAACUCACAUUCUCUCGCUGAAGUGAAACAUGAAAUUGCUGUGCAGACAGCCCCUACGAAGUUGACCGAAAUUGUGGCGAUUUCGAAUGCCUGUAUCAAACAAGUCAAAGAAGAGCGUUGUAACAACCAAAUUAUAUGUUUAGACGAUUCUGAUGAUGAUUCAUCGACCACUAACUCAAAUUCACUCGCUGAAGUGAAACAUGAAACUGCUGUGCAGACAGCCCCUACGAAGUUGACCAAUGCUGGAUCAUCAGAUGAGCGAACAGACAACAUAAAUGGUGACGAAUCAGAAGACGAUAGCACCGGUAACGUUCUCCAAAAGAAACGUUCCAUUUUAUGGAUAUCAUCUGGGAAAAGAUUCGACAUCCCGAAGGAUAUAUGGCAGAAAGUGUUCGUAGAUGGUUCCUACUCCGUUGCUGCGUGGACAUACUACAAAAACAAAAUAGCCGAUAUAUUUGACUCCUUGUGGAAUUGCGUACUGAUCUUCACACACAAAAACAUCGGCAAGAGAAUAAUUUCGCUACGCGGGCACUGCAAGCAUGAGGGAUGUCGACUAUAUCACUUUCAAUUGAAAAAAAUCGAAUACGUGCACGACGACAAUCCGUCAUUUAUGGUCAGAUAUAAUCAGGAAGAAGUGAAACAUGGUCCUCCGUUGACACGUCAAUUGCGAGGUGUUCUCCGUGACGAGUGCAAAGAACGUUUGAAACACACAAUGCCGGCCACUCUUAGUCGGGAUCUGCUUAUAGAAAUGGAUGAUGAUCAGUACCAUAAUGGUAAUGCUAAUGUGUCAAAGUCUGAUUCAGUUAUCAUAAAAGUUAGAUCGGAGCUACUUCAAUCAAGUGACUUAGCCAAAGACGACUUUGAAGAUCUAAUGGCAUUACAACGAGCCACCAAAGAUGAUCCAUACAUACAGAAGGUAAUAUCACCUUUCGCUGUGUUCAUGCAUAGCAAACUUCAAUACAACGUGCUAGCGGAACAACACAGGAGAAAAAAACCUGGACAAGAAGUCCCUGGCUAUCUAGAUGCCACUGGAAACGUUGUAAGAGUUAGGCCGGAAACGUCGACACAUCCAGUAUUUUAUUAUCCGUUGCUAACACCAAUAAAAGGUGAUCCAGCUGAUAAGCACGCCGUGUUGUUCCCGGUAGCAGACUCUGUCAACUCAUGUCAUGGCGCUCCUGAUGUAGGUGCCUUUCUGCAUGACUUCAAUGCAGGUUUCAUCAAGGAACAUCCAACAAUAUCGCCAUCAUUGGACAGGAUCAUAUCAGACUUUAGCUACGCCAACUUCCAUGGCGUUCUGCACGGGUUCCACUGCCAACGUAUACAACAAUACAUAUACAUGUGCUACAAGUUUGCGGUCGGUCUUAGCGAUUACAGUGCUCUACAACAAAUUACAAAACUUGAAAUGUGUAAGACGCACUUGACGAAAACGUUCGUGGAAUUCGUUCGAAAAUUUUUCCCAUCAAGUAAUCCCAACAAGAAGACAACUUACGAGCAAAAGUUUAUCGUAGAAGUCUUAUGUUCGAUGAUUCUCUGCCGUUCAUACAAUGUGUUGAAGGAAAUCUACAGAAACAUGGCAAUAAUAUUGUUGUCUCAGUACGAGUCACCAACGUUCAACAAUGCAAAAAAAAAUCUUGUGUUAAUGUGCACGUCUGACGGUAUUCUCAAUGGCGAUGUGAAACAAACUUACAAGUUCGAUCGUCUACUGCAAUCCGACAUGGAUAAGAUGUCCGAGUGUACCACGGCCUACGAAUAUAAUGAAUCUAUCUUAAAACUGCCAAUCUACAAGUCCAGCUCUUUCUACUUUGAUCUACAACAAAUCACCGACACCGUUGCAUUUGAUUUAAAGGAAGAGGAAAGACAACACAUCAAGGACACCGAUCCGACCAAUUUGAGAGAACAUAAAAUUCAACCUGAUAAGGACACCGUGCCGGCCGAUUCGAAACAACAUCAAAGUGAACCUGAGCGGGACACCGUUGCGUAUGAUUUAAACGAAGAACAGAGACAAAACAUCAAGGACACCGAUCCGUCCAAUUUGAGAGAACAUAAAAUUCAACCUGAUAAGGACACCGUGCCGGCCGAUUCGAAACAACGUCAAAGUGAACCUGAGCGGGACACCGUGGCUUCCAACAGUUUUCACGAUGCCAAAAUUUUACCAGAAUUUUUGAAGCAGUUUGGUGGUAUUAUCCCCUUGUGGACAUCGAUAACCUUGCCUAAAGGUAUAAACAGAUCGUCAUUGCCACUAUCAGAAGAGCUUACAGCUGACGACACAGACCAAAUCGAGGUGGAAAUAAAAAGGAGUAGCAACCAGUCCGCUGAAUCACACAUGAACAUUGUCAAAUCAUUGAUGAAGGAAAAAUCAUUACAAAUUGGUUCAGGCCCGGUGAAGCCAUCAAGAUUUGUAAAACUACUUCGCACUCUCAUAAUAAGUCACGGUAAAAGAUACUUACUAAGAGUUCCAAGAGGCCGCCUUAAUUAUGGUCCGAAAAAAACAAAAGAUUUUUCCAAAGUAAAUAAAAAAAUCGUGAAACAUUAUAAGGUGCGUCACCAGCAGACUGCUGGCAUCCGAAAAGUGUUACAAAGAGUCAAACGGAAGCGUACAAUUGACAUUGACCUAACGGCCAUAAAAAACUGUAAAGAGUCUUGGGGAAAAAAAUCUAAGCAAAGAAAACGAUUUUCGUACUUCAACAAAUCCACGUUAUUAAAAUCAAUAGAUCAGUCGUCCACCGAAUUGCCAAAGAUAAAAAAAUUGACUUCGAAAGGAGCCUCUGCAAUCGAUCAGUCGUCGACCGAAUUGAUGGACCAAACAUGUGAAAUGGAAUCAACUACGAAUUCUACCCAGCUGUCAAAUCAAACAUGUGAAAUGGAAUCAUCAACGAAUUCCAGCCAGCUGUCAAAUCAAACAUGUGAAAUGGAAUCAUCAACGAAUUCCGGCCAGUUGUUAGAUCAAACUUGUGAAAUGAAGUCAACUACAAAUUCCACCCAGCUGUCAAAUGAAAUCUGUGAAAUGGAAUCAGGUUCGACCUCCACUGAUCGAUUGGACACGGAUUUGGUAACCGAGGUGUCACAUUUUAAAUUCCGAGUCAAUUCCGAAAACGACUCGUCACGUAAAGAAACUUCUUUAGCGGCGUACACACCCAAUGGACUUUGUAGCGAUGUUAAUUACUAUAUGAACUGUGAUCCAGCAUGGCCGUUUGUAGUUGGCAGAUUGUUUAUACACACACUAACGUUGGCCGACUAUCUGACAUUGCAAGAAGGUGUAAAAUUGUCUCUGCCAGUUAUAAAUUACAUCUUCGAGUAUAUGAUGCCCGAGUCAUAUGUAAACUUGACACUGUACGCUAAAGAAAUCUUCAAUGGCAUCGAUAAUUUGCCAUUCAGCAUAGCCGACAGGUUAUGUUAUAUGCCAAUAUUGGACCAUGGCUCGUGGAUGCUAUACUUCUUCAAUACAAAGAAGCGGACGUUUACAUAUUAUAACCCACGGAACAAUUUCAACUACACCAUGGAAUUUAUAUAUAACUUCAUCGAUGUUUACAAUUCCUCGUCGCGCCACAAGGAAAAACUGAGAUCGGACAAUUGGAAAUUCUUUUCUUUCACGAGUACUAACCAAGCCACAGACCAUGAUUCCGGCGUGCACGUCAUUCGAGCAGCGCAUCGUUUCAUUACAUUAAAAACUUUGCAAGACGAGCCAUUUGAUUCGAUCGAGUAUCGCAGGUUAUUGCAACGCGAAUGUAUUCAGUUCUCUGAUAACAUGCAAGAUGUUUGUUUAAUCUGUGGUUUAGAAGAUGAUUCUUCAACCUCUGAUAGCAUCAACUGGUCAAACUGCGCAAAGUGUCAACGGUGGAUCCACGAUACCUGUUAUGGAGGUAAAUUAGGUGAAGAUACCUGUCCUCCUUGCAUAAAAAACGGUCUGUGAUGCUGGACUUUUUUUUGCAAUCUUUUGUACUUUUAUAUUUUCUUCAAUUUUCUUUUUCUUUCUAAAAUGUUA